AUGGAACCUAGCAGUAUGGUGGCAUGCUAUGAUGGCAGCAAGAGCAUCUAUGUGCUUGGCAAAGAUAUGAUUAGGAAUUUCCGUCAACUCCAGCAUCAGAGCUCUGAUUUAAUCCGAAUCGACAUAGAUACACUCGAAGCCACCAAGGUUGGACAAUCUGCCUUCUACAAUUAUGAACAACCAGUAGCGUUGCACUACUUCAACGAACAGAUCUUUGCUGUCAUUUCAAACAACCCUCAUUUGUGGACGAUCAACCCAGUCUAUGGCACUUCCAGCCAGUCAUUCAAGUUAGAUCGACGAAUCACCGGCCGGUCAUCGUGCCAUGAUGGCAAGGGCAGACUGUUCUUCAAGGAAGAUGAAAGCAUGUGUGAGCUCAACUUGAAUACUGGUAUCAUCCAGCAUUAUCCAGAUGCCUAUAACCUGCCUAUGCUUGAUACCAUUCUGUACUUUAAGUCGCACAACCGUAUUUUGGUCAAUGGCAAAUACAUCGUCAAUGGAGUUGGAAACAAUUAUGGUUCAUAUCUGGUGUCCAUCCCAAAAUAA
Acytostelium subglobosum LB1 is the source of this 543-nucleotide messenger RNA. RefSeq lists its product as hypothetical. The transcript has a single exon. NCBI's taxonomy places the organism in Eukaryota, Evosea, Eumycetozoa, Acytosteliales, Acytosteliaceae. Bases 1 to 543 code for a protein of 180 amino acids. The record is from RefSeq and is a predicted model, not a curated record.